AUGGGGUAUAUUCGUCACCUUCGUCACCGCAGCCUGCACGAGAUGCAUAACGAGAUCGGGAACAUUGUUAUCAGAGACCCUCAGAAAUCAGAUGGGAAUAGCAAAGACAACGGCAAAGGCAAUGGGAAUGGGAAUGGCAAAGGUGGUGGCAAUAGCAAAAGCGAUACCAAUAUCGAUACCACAACCAGUGCCGCCAGCACAUCCGUCACUGACAAUGUCAACGAUCCCGUCUCAAACGUCGUCUCUGUCGUUUUUGUUACUGCAUCUCCCACGUUCACAGGUGAUGUGGGCGGCUAUGUCACCCUGACUGAUCCAACUCCUGAGGCUUCUCCUGAGCCCUCCCCCGAGCCAUCUUUCACGUAUACUGUCGAUCAACCACAAAACUUUGAGCCCAGCAGUAGUCAGGCCGUCUGGUCACCGGCAAGCAGUACGGUGGAAUUUGUUGAAACGACAGCUCAAGCACCAUCAUCUACCAAUUUCGAGCCAGCCACAACAUAUAUACCAUCACCGGCCAGCAAUACAGCAGCUGUUAUUGUUGCCGACUCAUCAGCAGCUCCUUCGUCGAUUUUGGCAUCUUCGGUAGCUUUGGCUGUGUCAUCCUCAACCCUCCUCUCUUCCUACCUGCCAAAAUCGAGCACUAUUGGUGUCAGUCGUUCGCUUGCAAGCAUGACUCCUUCAUCCACGGCGGCAGCAGCAGCGGCAGCAUCCUCUUCCGAAGACAUGUCUUCUGGUGGCAAAGCUGGUUUGGCCAUCGGUAUAAUCGCAGUCAUCGGUCUAAUUGCCGGCGGUGCUCUGUGGUUGAUUUGGAAAAAGAAGAAAAGCACUAAAUGGCAAGAGACAGAUGAUGAAAAGACCGGAUUUGGUAACACUGUGGGAGCUAUGGCCAGCAAGCCGCAGAGCGCAAAGUCAUUUGGUGCUCAGUCAGAAAAUCAAGAUGCUUCUGCAUCUCGUCUUAGUCCUGGUCCUGUCACUCAAUUCACCCCUGAUCUUGCUGGCGCCAAGAAGGGGCUGAGCGGCAAUCCCCUCAACAAAACCAACCAACCAACAGGCAUGGCUGCUGCUGGUGCCAGUCGCAACCUAACUCCUGAGAACCCUAGCGGCAGUCCAUGGGAACGCCGUGCAGGCGGUGAGAGCGGUGAGAGCGCUGGGAAUCCUUUCAAGGACCCUGUCAACCCCUUUGGUGACCAAUCAAAAGUUGCUGCUGCUCAAUCACCACCUGACGUAACGGUUACUCCCCCAAUGUCUGCGGAUGGGCCUGCCCCGGCUGCUGUUAGUGCUGUUACUGUGGGCGCUGCUGUUGGUGCAGCCGGCGUUGCUGGUGCCGCUAUUGCCGCUGGAGCUGGAAAGAAUGGUAAUGGUCAUCCCAAGAACCGUCCAGGUAGUCCAGCAGGUGGUCCCCCUCCAGGAAAUGUCCAUCGCGUUCAAAUUGACUUUAAACCGUCCAUGGAAGAUGAACUUGAGCUUCGCUCUGGCCAGCUUGUCCGACUUUUGCACGAGUAUGAUGAUGGAUGGGCUCUCUGUGUUCGUCUUGAUCGUUCUCAACAGGGUGUUGCUCCUCGAACCUGUCUUUCAGCGCGCCCUGUCAAACCGCGUCCAGCCAAUGGUUCUCCACGACUGGGUCCAACUGGACGACCGAUGACUCCCAAUGGUGGGCGUUCAAUGAGUCCCGCUCUUGGUCGUCCGAUGUCACCUGCUGGCGGUCCAGGUUUCCGUCCAAAAUCACCUGCUGGCAGUAAUGGGCCAUCUCGACCCGGAACAGCAAACAGCAAUCGACCCUUCUCACCACCCAGUCCCAGUCAAGUUACAAUGAUGCCACAAACUUCACACCAGAUGGCUCCUGGUCAAUUCAACCAGGCUCCUCGUCCGCUGUCACCAGGUCCAGUCGCUCGUGGUCCGCACAUGCAACAGCCAAAACGAAGCGAAUCUCCCGGUCCAUACCUUGCUAACUCAGGGCCAGUGCCCAUGUCCCCAAAUCAACGACGGCGAAGCAAUUCAGCUAGUGCUGUUCAGGCCAGACGAAAUAGCCCACCUGGUGCAAGUCCACUAGGUCGUGAAGAUCCAACGCCAGGUUGGAAGCCUCCAAAACCAGAGGCUCAAAAUUCUAUGCCUGGUGUUGCUUUGUGA
Molecule: messenger RNA, 2124 nt
Organism: Endocarpon pusillum Z07020
Lineage: Eukaryota; Fungi; Ascomycota; Eurotiomycetes; Verrucariales; Verrucariaceae
Exons: 2
Coding region: 1-2124 (707 amino acids)
Molecular function (GO): protein binding
Source: RefSeq, a predicted model, not a curated record